AUGACGAAAACGAGCCUCGCGUCCGUCGCGCUGCUGACCGAGGCCGAAGCCGCGCGCGCGUUCAACAUGGGAACGACGCGCUUCAAGGCCAGAUGCCGCACCCUCGGGAUCGCGCGAUGGCCGUACCGCAAGCUCAUGUCGCUCAAGAACCUGUACUACGACCUCACCGUCCACUUGAAGCGCGCGCUGGACGGGAACGACGUCGACAUGGAAGAGCGCGCGCGCGCCAUGAUGGAAGAGAUCAAAACCUACGCCGCGCUCCUCGAGUCCGACCUGAGCCUCCUGAACAGCUUCUACAACGGCAAGAAAGCGUGGCCGGAUCACAUCUUAAAGAUCAGACAGACGAUCUACAAGAAACGACACGCGGAGGUGCUCGUGAACAAGAAGAUAGCGGCGAAGAACGCCAAGUCGGAGCAGGUCGCCGCGCGCGCGUUCUCGGACGCGAGCGACUUCGACUCGCGCGACGACGACCGGCUCAGCGACGACGACAGCAUGCAGACCGAUCGCGAUGGCGCGGGGAUCGAGGAGUACGCUCACGAGUGGUGGCAGCUCGCGCUGGAAGAACCGAACUUCGCGAUCGCCUAG
Molecule: messenger RNA, 585 nt
Organism: Micromonas pusilla CCMP1545
Lineage: Eukaryota; Viridiplantae; Chlorophyta; Mamiellophyceae; Mamiellales; Mamiellaceae
Exons: 2
Coding region: 1-585 (194 amino acids)
Molecular function (GO): DNA-binding transcription factor activity
Source: RefSeq, a predicted model, not a curated record